Molecule: messenger RNA, 36952 nt
Organism: Podarcis lilfordi (Lilford's wall lizard)
Lineage: Eukaryota; Metazoa; Chordata; Lepidosauria; Squamata; Lacertidae
Source: the annotation of a GenBank genome assembly
AUGGCAUCCUCAAAACCGACAGGUUAAGAAGGAAGAUGCCGAACUCAGAACUCACUCUCUUUUUUUGGGGGGGGGGGGAGUGUGUGUCAUACUCUAAAUUGUGUUCAUGAAAGUUCAGACACCCACAUAUCCAGCUGAAGAAAAUGCAGACCCAAAGCAAUUAAAAUAAGAAUACUGCUGGAAACUUUGCAAGUCCGAGGACUAGAUGUGCAUAGGAUUUUCCUGUAACUGCUUGCGGCAUUUUGUUUUGGAAGCAGAAGGGUGACUGGAACUGCCAUUGUAGAGGUUAUUAACAUUACUGUGUUUAUCAAGUGUUUAUCUCUCAUGACAGCACACCAUACAUUUUAAAGCAUUUUCUUGCACUUUCAGUUACCACCCGCCCCAUCCCUUGAAUCAUGGGUCAAUUCCCAACACCCGUAACAAACUACAGUUCCCAGCAUUCUUUAGGGGAAGCCAUGACUGUUGAAGUUGUAUAAUAGUGCUUUAAGUGUAUGGUGUGAGCCAGGGGCGCCAACUACCCCCCCCCAUUGAAGGGGUCUGGUGUCAUGUGACACGUCUGGCCCCUGCCCAGGGCAUAAGCACUCUCGAAUCAGCAAUGGGGAGAGGGGGCCCAGAGUGUGAUCUUCGCCCUCCUUGUGUCCCACCCAGCUUUGGCCCCCUCCAUAUUUUGGGGCAGGGGGCUGAGCCCCCCCCCCCCAAUAUUGAGAGGGUCACCAUCUCCUGCCACCACUGGGCAAGUGCUUGCCCAGUGGUGUCAGGGGAAGGGGGCACACAGAGUGAUCUUCACCCUCCCUGUAUUGCCCCUGCCCGGCACAUGACCGUCUCAAUAUUGGGGUGCUCAGCCCCCUGCCCACAAAUACUGAGGAGGCCCAAGCCCCUCUUGCCCCCUAUAAUUGCUGCCCCUGGUUUGAGCAGAGACCUUUCACUUCAUUUUGAGGUGAAACCAGAGAUACAAGGAAGUAAUAAGAGCAACCCAUCUCAUGGUCUUGGAACGAAAGCUGUCCAUGUAAACCAAUGGUGACAUCCAGGAUUUUAGCAUAGCUGUGAUCUGGAAGCAAUGUAUCUUCCAACAGCCACACCCACACCCCAAUCCACAAAAAGCAACCCCAAAGACUUCAUUGCCUUUCUAACUUGCCUUAAUUUUGUGGAUUUUUAUUUUUAAAAGCUAUUUAAACAUAGUUAAAAUGGCCCCAUCAAUAUCAACACUGCUGUCAUCUUCCUUUGCCCUCCAUUUUGAGGAAGGGAGACUUGUGGCUGUGAGGGAAUAGUUGACAUUAGAACUUUGCAGUGGAUUGCUCUGCUACUAUGGCAGGCUAGAAGGGGGGCUGAGGUUGGUUUCUGCAAGAAAAUACGUCUUGUUAUGGUAAAUAUGAUUCCGAAACCUCCUUCACACCCUUUCUCAGUUCAAAUCCGGGGCUCCUUCAUAUGCAGAAGGCUUGCAUUCCAUUUACUUGCAUGUAGAUGCUGUGCACAUUUAUAUCUUUUCAAAGCAACCCCUCCCUGCAAAAACCCACACUCUUUUAUCCAUUUGAAAUAAGACCCAAUUUAAGAAACAGUAUGAAUUCAUGUCUUUACUGCUAACUUUGGUUUUGAAGGAGAGGUGUGCUACACAGCCCUAUCAGAACUCAGCUAAAAUCUUGGAUUUCUUCAUUAAUUUCUAUAGGCACUUCUGCCUCAGGGAAGGGGGAAAAAACCCUCAACAGCUCAGUGGGUGAAGUUGAGCCUUGUGGGUGAGUCUCUAUUAAGUCUAUGGGUGGGACUGUGGAACUUUAUUUCCCUGCUCAGUCAAGCCUUCCUACACAGUGCCACUUAGUAAUUACAAUCAAUAUUACUGCUCUUGAGAAAUGACAUACGCUCCAACAUUUCUCUGAGGAAAAUAGGGACGUCCAGUGCUAUUUUUCUAGAAAAAAGAAGUGCCGCAACUCACCACGAACACCUCCGUCAUUCUCUUAGAAUGGCAAUGGCGCCCACCUAAGAGGUGAGUACUGGCUGAAAAAAAGCCAUGGGGAUGUCUUUUUCCAUACCCUCCAACAUUUCUACAAUGAAAGUAGAUGACCUAAGGAAAAGCGGGACCUUCCAGGAUUAAAUCAGAAACCGGGACGGCUUCUGUAAAGCGUGUUCUCCUUCAUGGAGAGCACGUGAUGCGGUGGGGUCUGCUGAGCCACCCCUCUGUUACCAGGCAGGGUCUCUAAAUAUGGCCUGGGGCAGUGAUUGGUUCACUGGGUUGCUGGGGUAAAAGUUAUGUUGCAAUUUUGGUGGGAGGGGUAAAAUGUUUAAAUACUCUGCACGCAGCCUGGAGCUUUCUCUUUGCUGCGUGCAGCGGAUCACCCGCCCACCCGCCCUUGAGUAAGGGGUUGUUCGCUUUGACCUUGCUAUGCCUGUCAUGGGGUCGUCUGCCGUUGGGGCAGGGGCCUGGUAGGAAUUUUGUCCAUCUGGCUGAUUGGCUGGGCCAUUUGGUUUUUGCCUACUGCGUAGCAAAUCGUCACAACUUGUAAGGUUGCGGUUAGGCAUUGGUUAUAAAUUGGUGGAGGAGGGGUUAGGAUAGGCUGGGCCUGCCCCUCCAUGGUUGCUGCAGAAAGGGAAUUCCGUUAAAGGAAUCCUGGGGCUUGCCAUCUUUUCGUCCAAUCCCUGGAAUGGGACUAGGGCCGGCAAGCCUUCAGGGAGCAUGCGGAUGAGAAUUGAGGGUCUGUGACUCAGCUCCAUUUCUCCCCGACUUGCUUUCCCCCGCACUGUCUUUCGGUGGUGCCCGGAAGUCAGUUCUGUCCCCAGGCGGGGGGACAGACAGUCUUAACCAAUGCCUAAACAACCACUCACAGUUUUGUAUUUAAAUAAAGUUGUGGCCAAAAUUAUGCCCAAAACCUUAAACAAAAAUUAAGUGUGCGUUGUGAGUUAUUUGGGGGGUGGCUUGGGGACCUCGACACGCAAAUCCAGGCCUACCCCUGGAAAUUAGGGACAAUUGGAGGAUCUGAUAUUACUGUGAUUUAAUUAUUCUGUCGAUACUAUUAGUCACCUUGCAUUUCCUUUGCAAAGGAAAUAACUUGAUUGAAUAAUAUUAGAACGAAGUUCAUUGGCGUGAUUGCCAAGCUAAGGCCCAGCUCAAAGAUAGGCUGACACUUUCGUUGGCUUCUGUCACUUUUCUCCCCCUUUCCCUUCUCCUCUCCUAGACCUCUCAUUAUUCUAUAUUCUCUUUUUCUCUCACACCUGAUUUCUUAAUAUUUCCUCAGUGGCCUGCUGUGCUGAGUGUGUGUGAUCUCUUGUCAUACCAGUUUUUCUAUUCAGUGAUGUUUUAAUGAUUUGUUUAAAUCCCUCUCCUAGUACUUCAGGGCGAGAUCAGUGUUUCCUUUCCAACUGACUUUACUGACUAAAUUGCAGCCUCUUGAUUGUUUCCUUGGUAAUUUUUUGAAUCUGCAGCAUUGACUAGCAUCCUUUUGGCUGCUUCUAGGCAGGACAAGGUAGGGCCUACAGGCCUCUGGUGUCACAAAGGUGUCCUUAGAAGACCUGAACAACAUGAUUCUGGUUUAUUUCGGUUAGCCCAGACUGAUGUCCAGCAGGAACCAAGAACUAAAUUCUAGCUAAUUAUCUCACUUCUGAUGAGUAAAAUAAUACCUUUUAAAUUGUGUUUUUAUGUAUCCUACUUCUGCUCCGAGGUGCUCAAAGCAGCUGGCAUGGGGUUUCACCCUAUUUCAUCCCCACAGGUAGGUUAUUGGACUAAAGCACUCAGUGGAUUUUGCUACGGAGCAGGAAUUUGUACCUGGGUCUUCCCAGUCUAGUGCUAUGCCCAAUAUACAUAACCUCAUUUCAUAUUGUGGAUUUUCACCACCCCAUUGUUGCUCUUUUGCUCCUUAUUUCAGGUACUUCUGUUAUCCAAGUGACAGCUACAGAUGCUGAUGAUGCUAACUAUGGCAACAGUGCCAAAGUUGUUUACAGCAUCCUCCAGGGCCAGCCAUACUUCGCAGUGGAUCCAGAAACAGGUGAGAAUGUCUAUUGACUUGGCUUCCUUUUAUUUACGCCAGCUCUGCUUUAUUCUAAUUAUCUGGAGUUGUUGUCAGUCCUUUUAGUAUUUCUUUCUUAUAUUGUCACCCAUUUUUCUUUUGGUUUUUUUCAAAGGCUUUUCAUUGAUAUAUUCAUAUACUGUACUAUUCAUGCUCAUCUGUUAUUUGGUUGGAGCAGUUACUUCUGACUCCACCUUUUUGGGGGGGAAGAGGGGUCCUUGGACAAGGUAUGCUCUGCGGCCCCUAGUAACCUAGAAGAGGCAGGUUGAACAAAAAGAGUACCAGCCCAAAUUUAAGUGCACCAGAGUGCACCAGAGUGGAAACCUCAGCAGCGAGGGCCUAUCCCUGGCCUCACCUCUCCCUCCAAGCCACCGUGGAUUGACACAAUUCAAACCAGGGCUUGGUGGGAACUCUGCAAGCAUCGUGGAGGUCAGGGGAAAGGGCCAACAGCCCAAACAAACAUGAUGUGGCUCCGAGGGAAGGCAGGAGCCAUCAUGCCAGGUUGCAGGUGCUGCCCACUAUUGGACCAGGUAAACGGGCAUUCUUUGGUUGAAGAAGUUACUGCUGACUCCACCUUUGCAGUGGCACAGGGGUCCUUGGACAAGACAUGGAAGAGACAGGUUGAACAAACAGCAAAUUUCCUCAUAAUGUCUCUUCUUAUGUGUGUCGCACAAAAUAGCAACAACAAUGCUUUUUGGUUGGAGGGACAUUUGCUGAUUUCAAGCCCCCAUCAAAUGCCCAGUUUGCAUCCUCUUCUGGCUCUGUGACAAAGCCAUACUGCAGCCACACUGUGAACUAUAGAAGGACAGCUGAUUCAUAAACCUGGUUGUCUGGCUUCAUUUGCAUAUCAUUUACAUGAGCGUGGCAAAUGCCAAGCCGCAGCUGCUGGAUGCUGCAUCGGCUGUGUGAUAUUUUGGAAUAGCUGAUGCAAAAUGAGAGCAAGAGGCAGGGAAUGGAACCUUCUGAGCCAGCUCAAUAAAAGUCAUGACCCACUUUCAGAAACCAUACUAUUUGGGGGAAAAAAGAGGAAGGAGGGAAAAUGCCCUGUGAUUUCUAAAUUGCACAGAGCCCAAUCAGAGCACAAAUGAUGAAAUUGAUAAUGGGUGGAAAGAGUGCAUUGAAAUGAAGGAAGCUGCAUGCUGUUUUCCUACCAUCCCAAACCUCACCUUCUCAUUCCAUCCUGGCUGUUCCAAAAACCAUCAAGGUUAGGCAGCCAUCUUUUGGGGGCGGGGAAUAUUUCCCCUGGUUAGGUAUUCCCAUACAUACUGAAAAAUGACAAAGUACAGCAAAAUGGCUGUAAGAGUGGAAGAGUGAACUGUAUUGCUUCAGACUGUAGUUGGUGGGUACUGGUUUGGAUUGCUGCCCCUCCCCUGGUGUAACAAUAUGGCAUGGCUGUGACCCUAAUUUGUGUGUAGGAAAGUGGCACAGCAAACAAACAAACAAAAGCUUAGCACAUCCUUUUCCUUGAUGUGUGCAUUUCCUAUUUACAUGCAUUUAUAUAUAUAUUUUUUAAAAAUGUGGUCCCUCCUUAGCUAUAGUCUGAACUGUUGUUGUUGUUAGUGCUUAAAAAAAAAAGUUUAGGGGGAACUCUCAUUUUCCUGCUCAUAUUGAAAUACUGCCCCUAAGUGAGGCCAAACUUAGAUUCACAAAAUGUUUAGGGGUAUGUGUACCCCUGCGUCCCCUCAGAAAAAAGCACUGAUUAUUAUUAUUCCUCCACCAUAUUCAGCUGCACGUAUAGUUUCAGUCCCUGCCAUGAUUUUGGAGAGGGCUGCAAACUCCUGUUCAUUGCAGCCUUUCAUCUUAAAUGGAAAAAUAACCACCAGUCAAAGUUGUUGUUGUUUUCAGAAAGCUUUCAUUAUGACAGAGGUUGCAGGGCAGCAGUUGAAGAAGGAGCAAAAAGGGUUUUCUUGUGUGUGUGUGUGUGUGUGUGUUUCUUUGUGGCUGAUUGGCUGCUCUCCCUGUGCAAAGGUCAGAGGGGGCAGGGUUUCUGUUGAGGCAAGUGAUUAGCUGUGGGAGGAGCUUAUCAGAGGUUGCAGGGCAGCCGUUGAAGAAGGAGCAAAAAGGGUUUUCUUGUGUGUGUGUGUGUGUGUUUCUUUGUGGCUGAUUGGCUGCUUUGAUCCAUCUUUUAGAUUUAGGGGAGCUAGUCUCAAACGUUUGUUGGGGGAGACCUAGGGUUUUUUUUUGUGGGGGGAGUUAUUUUUCCUGUCUUCACGCUUUUUAUGAUGGAGGACCGCUGUAGCCACCCCCAACGACACGUUCUCAAGAUGGAGGGGGAGGGAACAGCUGCAGUCGCCUGCGGUUCCUGCGCAAUGUUUGCCAUCUUGCCAAAGGUUGCAGGCAGCUUUACCUGCAGCAAUUGCAUGUUGAUUGCCCUCUUAAAAGACAAAGUCCAGCAACUGGAGGAACGUGUAGCUACGCUCCAAAGAAUUAGGGAGCUGGAGCUCUUCUUGGAAGCAACAGAGCACACCGUCUCCACCAAGGAGGAGACAGGGGACUCCCUGAGAAGGACGCUAGUACACCAACACAGGAGCCAGAUAUAUGGAGAAACGUGACUCAAAGAAGUAGGAGGCCCAGGGUUCGCUCUGAUUGUUUAGAAAUAUACAAUCGCUUUGAGGUCCUCUCCCCUAGCAUGGAAGACGAAGAGCAGACUCCAUUGAGGAUCAAAACCACAUUACAGUCGAUCAGGUAUAUGAAGACGAGCAGCAAAGUCAGUCCUCAGGGAAUGUGCAGGCGACCUUGGAGCGGACAGCUCAUGGAAGAACCCCGACCAAACCUAAGAGGAGGCGUGUAGUGGUGAUAGGGGAUUCCCUACUGAGGGGAACAGAAGCAGUGAUCUGUGGGCCUGACAAGAUGUCUCGGGAAGUGUGCUGUCUCCCGGGGCUAAGAUCCAAGAUGUAACUGAACGACUGCAAGGAAUCAUAAAACCCACUGACAAAUACCCCUUCCUCUUGGUUCAUGUGGGAACCAAUGACACUGCAAGCAAUAGCCUCCAGAAGAUCAAAAGAGACUACGAGGCUCUGGGCAGGAAAUUGAAGCAAUUAAAUGCACAAAUUGUGAUCUCAUCUGUCCUCCCAGUUGAACGACGUGGCCCAGGGAGAGAGGGGAAAAUAGUGGAAGUGAACAGCUGGCUUCGCAAAUGGUGUAAACAGGAACGGUUUGGAUUCUUAGAUCACGGACUGCAGUUUCUUGAAGAUGGACUUCUGGCAAGCGAUGGGCUGCACCUCACAACGGUUGGGAGAAAUGUUUUUGCCAAAAAUCUCAGAAACCUCAUCAGGAGGGCUUUAAACUGACUAAUGUGGGGAGGGAGACAGUGCUCCUGAAGGUAGGAGUCUAUCAAUUGAUGAAGAUGAUCAACCAAAUGUCAUAGACCAAAUGGCGCAACCAGCACACAGACCUAGUGGUGGGAGGAAAAAUCCUUAAAUAAGAGGCACGGGGAAAUGAUUAAUGGACUUCGGUGUCUGUACACUAAUGCGCAAAGCAUGGGAAAUAAACAAGAUGAGCUUGAGCUCUUGGUACAGCAAACUAAAUAUGACAUAAUAGGCAUCACUGAAACCUGGUGGGAUAAGUCCCACGAUUGGAAUGUAAUAAUGGGGGGGAUACAAUCUAUUUCAGAGAAACAGACCAGACAAGAAAGGAGGAGGAGUGGCGUUAUAUGUCAGGGAUGUGUAUACCUGUGAAGAGAUCCAAGAUUUAGAACCUCAAAGCCAAAGUGAGAGCAUUUGGGUCAAAAUUAAGGGAGAGAAGAAUAACAGGGACCUCAUUGUGGGAGUUUACUAUAGAUCCCCAAGCCAAACGGAGGACAUAGAUGAUGCCUUCCUGGAACAGAUGGCCAAGCAUGCAAAAGGAAGGGAGAUAGUAGUAAUGGGGGACUUCAAUUACCCGGAUAUUUGUUGGAUGUCAAACUCAGCCAAGAGCAUAAGGUCAAACAGAUUCCUCACUGGCCUUGCAGACAACUUCAUUGUCCAGAAAGUGGGAGAAGCAACAAGAGGAACAGCCAUUUUAGAUCUGGUCCUAACCAAUGUUGAUGACCUGGUUAGUGGGGUAGAAGUGGAAGGAUCAUUAGGCGCGAGUGAUCAUGCUCUUCUGAAGUUUACUAUACAGCGGAAAGGAGCAGCCAAGCAUACUAGGACUCAAUUUCUUGACUUUAAGAAAGCUGACUUCAUAAAACUUAGGGAAGUGCUGGGUGAGAUCCCAUGGACAGUAAUACUAAAAGGAAAGGGAGUUCAUGAUGGCUGGGAGUUUGUUAAGAGGGAGAUACUAAAAGCACAACGUCAGGCAAUACCAAUGAGACAGAAACAUGGAAGGUGCCUAAAGAAGCCAGGGUGGCUAUCUAAAGAACUUUUAACUGAGUUAAGAUUAAAAAAGGAUGUGUACAAGAAAUGGAAAAGGGGGGAAACCACCAAAGAGGAAUUCAAACAAAUAGCCAGCACGUGUAGACACAAAGUCAGAAAAGCUAAAGCACAGAAUGAACUCAGGCUUGCUAGAGAGGUUAAAAGCAACAAACAGGCUUUUAUGGGUAUGUUCGUAGCAAAAGGAAGAACAAAGAAACAGUGGGGUCACUCAGAGGAGAAGAUGGUGAAAUGCAAACAGGGGACACAGAAAGAGCUGAACUCCUCAAUGCCUUCUUUGCCUCAGUCUUCUCCGAUAAAGAAAACAAUGCCCGACCUGAAGAAUUUGGAGCAAAUGAUUCAGCAAAGGAAACACAGCCCAGAAUAACUAAGGAGAUAGUACAAGAAUACUUGGCUAGUUUAGAUGUAUUCAAGUCUCCAGGGCCAGAUGAACUGCAUCCAAGAGUAUUAAAAGAACUGGCAGAUGUGAUCUCAGAACCACUGGCAGUCAUCUUUGAGAAUUCCUGGAGAACAGGCGAAGUCCCGGCAGACUGGAGGAGGGCAAAUGUUGUCCCUAUUUUCAAAAAGGGGAAAAGAGAGGACCCAAAUAAUUACCGCCCAGUCAGUCUGACAUCAAUACCAGGGAAGAUUCUGGAGCAGAUCAUUAAGCAAACAGUCUGUGAGCACCUAGAAAGGAAUGCUGUGAUCACCAAUAGUCAGCAUGGAUUUCUGAAAAAUAAGUCAUGUCAGACUAACCUGAUCUCGUUUUUGACAGAAUUACAAGCCUGGUAGAUGAAGGGAACGCAGUGGAUGUAGCCUACCUUGAUUUCAGCAAGGCAUUUGACAAGGUGCCUCAUGAUAUUCUUGUAAAGAAGCUGGUAAAAUGCGGUCUUGACUAUGCUACCACUCAGUGGAUUUGUAACUGGCUGACUGACCGAACCCACAGGGUGCUCAUCAAUGGUUCCUCUUCAUCCUGGAGAAGAGUGACUAGUGGGGUGCCACAGGGUUCUGUCUUGGGCCCGGUCUUAUUCAACAUCUUUAUCAACGACUUGGAUGAUGGACUCAAGGGCAUCCUGAUCAAAUUUGCAGAUGACACUAAAUUGGGAGGGGUGGCUAACACCCCAGAGGACAGGAUCACACUUCAAAACGACCUAGACAGAUUAGAGAACUGGGCCAAAACAAACAAGAUGAAUUUUAACAGGAGAAAUGUAAAGUAUUGCACUUGGGCAAAAAAAAUGAGAGGCACAAAUACAAGAUGGGGGACACCUGGCUUGGGAGCAGUACAUGUGAAAAGGAUCUAGGAGUCUUGGUUGACCACAAACUUGACAUGAGCCAACAGUGUGACGCGGCAGCUAAAAAAGCCAAUGCAAUUCUGGGCUGCAUCAAUAGGAGUAUAGCAUCUAGAUCAAGGGAAGUAAUAGUGCCACUGUAUUCUGCUCUGGUCAGACCUCACCUGGAGUACUGUGUCCAGUUCUGGGCACCACAGUUCAAGAAGGACACUGACAAACUGGAACGUGUCCAGAGGAGGGCAACCAAAAUGGUCAAAGGCCUGGAAACGAUGCCUUAUGAGGAACGGCUAAGAGAGCUGGGCAUGUUUAGCCUGGAGAAGAGGAGGUUAAGGGGUGAUAUGAUAGCCAUGUUCAAAUAUAUAAAAGGAUGUCACAUAGAGGAGGGAGAAAGGUUGUUUUCUGCUGCUCCAGAGAAGCGGACACGGAGCAAUGGAUCCAAACUACAAGAAAGAAGAUUCCACCUAAACAUUAGGAAGAACUUCCUGACAGUAAGAGCUGUUCGACAGUGGAAUUUGCUGCCAAGGAGUGUGGUGGAGUCUCCUUCUUUGGAGGUCUUUAAGCAGAGGCUUGACAACCAUAUGUCAGGAGUGCUCUGAUGGUGUUUCCUGCUUGGCAGGGGGUUGGACUCGAUGGCCCUUGUGGUCUCUUCCAACUCUAUGAUUCUAUGAUUCUAUGAUUCUAUGACAGAUGUAACCAUUUUUGUUUUUUCCCCCCAGAAGGAUAAUUACAUUGAUUUAGUGCCAAUUUAAAAACACUGAGUAAUGGGAGCUUCUUGUUUCCCUCUUUUCUUGCUGUGACAUUAAACUAGUCAUGGACUGAAAGCCUUAUUUCAGUGCAUACACCUUCAAUUUUGUUUAUUUACUGUGGAUUAACUGGCACAGCAUAUCUGACACAAAUCCAUUUUAAUACUCUCCUUCGACCUACUCCCACCUUCAAUCUCAUAUUUCCUCCCCCUCUUCUCUUCCCUAUAAGGCAUCAUCAAGACUGCUUUGCCCGAUAUGAGCCGAGAAAACCGAGAGCAGUACCAAGUGGUCAUCCAGGCAAAAGACAUGGGCGGCCAGAUGGGCGGAUUAUCAGGAACUACAACGGUGAACAUCACGCUGACCGACGUCAAUGACAAUCCGCCUCGAUUCCCCCAGAGUAUGAACCAUUUAAUACUUCAGAUGUGUUCAAAAAGCCUCUUUAAACUCUGUUGUUCAAGCUUCACCAUCUGGGGACGUAAAUGCAGAUGCACUUCUGAUGUUGCAGCUAUUUAAGGUCACACAGGAACAUACAUAAUACAUAUAUAUAUAUAUAUAAUAUUUCCAAAGGAAAUAAACAAUGUUAACUCCCAUAAUAGUGUUAGGUCUACAAGCAAAAACAAACAAACCAACAAAAACUAGAGGUGCACAAAGCUUUGCUGCUUGUAGAAUUAUAAUCAUCAUCAUUUUAUUAUUUAUAUGCCGCCCAUCUGACUGGGUUGCCCCAGCCACUCUGAGCGGCUUCCAACAAAAUAUUAAAAACACAAUAGAACGUCAACCAUUAAAAACUUCCCUGAGCAGGGCUGCCCUCAGAUGUCUUCUAAAAGUCAAAUAGUUGUUUAUCUGUUUGACAUCUGGUGGGAGGGCGUUCCACAGGGCGGGUGCCACUACGAAGAAGGCCCUCUGCCUGGUUCCCUGUAACCUUGCUUCUCUCAGUGAGGGAACCACCAGAAGGCCCUCGGAGUGUCCGGGCUGAAUCAUGGGGGUGGAGACGCUCCUUCAGGUAUACUGGGCCAAGGCCAUUUAGGGCUUUAAAGGUCAGCACCAACACUUUGAACCACUACCAAGAAGACCCUUUGCCUGGCUCCCUGUAGCUUCACUUCUAACAGUGAGGGAACUUCUAGGAAGCCCUUGGAGCUGGACCUCAGCGUCCGGGCUGGACAAUGUAGGUGGAGACACUCCUUCAGGUACACAGGACCCUGAAGAGUCAGGUGAUAGCUUUAAGCCUGAUUCUGCACAGCUCAUAAACCGCGAAACAGAAUGCAGCAACUCCAAUAUAUUUUGACCUGCCAAAUGUCCAAUAAUGUCCAGGACUUUUAGCCACUGACGGGCCACCUUACAUAGGCAAAGGGUUGCAUUCUGCUUGCUGGGAAUCUAACUUGCGCACAAUCUAGGUCACAUCCCACAGUCACAUAACUAAAUAGCCACCACUGUCCUUCUCCAUCCUACUUGGUUCACAAACCGCACAGCACUUGAUGGUGGUGCUGUGAGAAAGAGGAAGUUCUCAAAACUUUGCACCCAGGAGCUGCAACCGGCAUGAUGUGCCUGAUCACUGCAGCACAUGCUGCAACACAUGUGCUCAUACACACACGUGGAUGAUGCAGCAAUGCAAAUCACAACAGCUCUCCUAUUCGGGCACUUAUUCUCACAAAUGGAGCCACAGACAGUGUUGUUAGGCUGAUCGGAAGGUCAGUGGUUCAAAUCCGCGCGACGGAGUGAGCUCCCAUUGCUCUGUCCCAGCUUCUGCCAACUUAGCAGUUCGAAAGCAUGCCAGUGCAAGUACCGUAUUUUUCGCCCUAUAGGACACACUUUUUCCCCUCCAAAAAUGAAGGGGAAAUGUGUGUGCGUCCUAUGGGGCAAAUGCAGGCUUUCGCUGAAGCCUGGGGAGCGAGAGGGGUCGGUGCGCACCGACCCCUCUUGCUCUCCAGCCUUCGCGCACCUCUCCAGAAGCAGCGGGAGCCCAGCGCUGGGCUCCCGCUGCUUGCGGAGAGUUGCCUGCAUACUGAAGCCUGCGCGUGCUGAGCUCAGCGCGUCCAGGCUUCGUGGACCUCUCCGCAAGCGGCGGGAGCCAGCGCUGGGCUCCCACGGCUUUUAGAGAGAUGCCUGUUUGGGGGCUGGGGUCGGCGGAAGCUCGGGCUUCCCCCGCCCCAGCCCCGCGCCUGGGGGGGAAAUAAUUCCCCCCCCUUUAUUUCCCUCCAAAAAAACUAGGUGCGCCUUAUGGGACGGUGCGUCCUAUAGGGCGAAAAAUACGGUAGAUAAAUAGGUACCGCUGUGGUGGGAAGGUAAACAGAGUUUCUGUGCACUCUGGUUUCCAUCACGGUGUUUAGUCCUGUUGGCCACAUGACUCGGAAAGCUGUCUGUGGACAAAUGCCAGCUCCCUCGGCCUGAAAGCAAGAUGAGUGCCGCAACCCCAUGGUCGCCUUUGGCUGGACUUAACAGUCCAGGGGUCCUUUACCUUUUACCUUUUGUACCCCACCCCUGUGCUCUUCAAAAGCCACAAAACCCAACUAAAUUAAAACUUUGUAACCUAUUGGCCGCUCUCUGCUUUCUACUAUUUAUCGGUUUUGUUCACUUUUUUUAUCUUGCUUGUAAAAUAUAUGUAUUCACUUCUCCUCAUGACUUAGCUCAGAGGUCUGCUUAAAAUGCAAGGGUGUGAUAGAGUAAUUAAUCACAUUGAAGUUGAUGAACCCAAAGUAGGCUAGUAUCACAUAUUUUGCUGUACUGUAUGUCACUCAGUGACAGUCUCAUAAAGACUACAUAUUGGAAGGUACCCAUAAAGAAGCUUUAAUAUAAAGGCUGCUGUUGUUGGGGUUUUUUUUUAGCUCUUAGUCUUCCCUGUGGCUUUUUCAUGAGCACAGAAGAAAUAAGAGCCUAUGGAGAUUGGUGUGCCUUCUUUUUAAGGUCUUAGAUUAUUUUAGUUACAGCCUCAAAUAACAAGUAAGUGUGCCCUUUAUUCACUGGCAUAUCAAAUCACUAAGAGUCAACAAACUUAUUGUGGCAUAAGCUUUUGUGCACCCGACAAAGAGGGGUUUGACUCACGAAGGCUCAUGUCAUCAUACAGUUGUUCCACUAUAUGAAAACUCAGUUUUCAUAUCCUGACAGCUGCUUUGUUUGUGGAAAAACGGCCUUGGAAAGAGCUAAUUUAGAGUGGAGAUUGCAAAUAAGUGUUUUCAAUUUUUUCUUGCCCAGCGUUACUAUUGCAAGGCACACACCCCUCCCUGCAAAUUGCUGUCCCUACCAAGAGGUUCCAGGUUCUCGUGCAUAUUCAGAUACAUAAGUUAGGAACCCUGCACAAAGAGAAGUGACUCAAGGGAAGGAUUUGUAGCAGAAAUACUGUGGGUGGAGAAAGGGAAGCAUACCCUUCUGCUGCCACUUAUUUGUCUAAAUCACCACAUAAUAAAUUUUAUUUUCUGAAAGGAGGGUGGCUGUCUGGAUUUUGAGUAUAACAUCCAGCUCGGGCUUUAUCUGCACUCCACUUGUGAGGGCAGGGCCAGUGUCAGACAUAGACAGCGUUGGGCACUACCAAUGGCCUCCAUCACAGCAGAUGGGCAGGGAUCACAGCAAGAUAGGAAGGUGCCUUAAACCAAGGUCACACACGCACACACCAUAUCUUUAAAGCACUGUUCAAUCACAAUCUAACAGUCAUGGCUUUUUGCAAAGAAUCCUGGGAAGCGUAGUUUGUUAAGGGUGCCAAGAGUUGUCAGGAGACCACUUGCAGGGCUCCUGCACCCUUAACAAACUACAUUUCCCAGGAUUUUUUGGGAGUAUGUGUGUCAGUUAAAGUGACAGAAGGUUGCUUUAAAGUGAUGGUGUGCUCUUGGUAUAAGUCAGCUUCCUAUGUUGCAGUGUAUGGUGUGGCCAUGACCCAAGGCAAUUUUUUUGGUCCCUCCAAAUGAGUAUUGUCAACACUGAUUGGCAAUGGCUCUCCACGGUUUCAGACAGGGCACAUUCCCAGUGAAAACUGGAGCUGCCAGAGAUUGGACCUGAAAUCUUCUGCAUGCAAAGCACAUGCAAUACCAGUGAGCCCUUGAGCCCCUUCACUUUCUCCUCCUUCCUAUCGUUGCUUGUUCACCUGUCCUCUUUGAGCAUGCCAGCAAUGGCAAGACAUAAGAGAAAGAGCAUCAUCUUCCACUUGACUUGAACUCUGUCAGUUAUACGGAUUGGGCAAAGUGCAUGUAUUGCACUGGCGGCAGGUGGGCCCAUUCAGAGGAGACACCUAGCCAACCCCCCUUCCCCCCGAAUGACUACACACUUGCACAUAUCUAACAGAUCCAAGGGAUCAUUUAUCAUGCACAUCUUCAAAGACCUCAGCUCUAAUCUUGACUGACCAUCGAACAAUCAAUCUUAAGGGUUAUAUGUGGACUGCCCAUCUUCCUCAGAGACCUAUAUCCAGGUGUGUUAAUUAUUUUUGUUGCUGAGUAGGCUAGCUGUGCUUCUUCCCAUUCUACUCCACCAGAGAAAAGAGAGGAGUAGGGAUUAUUUUAGAGUCAAGAAAUUGGCUAUUAAGAGUCAGGUAAGAGUUACUGAACUGGAAUAACAAUCAGAGUGUUAGUGGCAGAUAAUAGGCUCUCAGGAAGGACAGCUUUCUUACACAUUCUGGAAAAUGUGUUUGUACCCAUCCCAGAAACUCAUCCCCCUAUCAUCAUUACCUAUAUCUGGGAGAAGAGUCAAUUCCACCAUUACUCUUCUUCCCCCACAUUAUAAAGCAGGUGAAAAUUGUGGGAGUCAAAGGAAUUUGUAACAUCCAGCUAUUCUGAUACUGGUCCAAUAUUAGGGAUUUGCGAACCAGCUUUUUGGAGCUAAAGUUACAGUUCCAAUGCCUUCUUCCAUUCUUAUUCUUAUUUACCCACUUUGUUACCCACAAAGAUAAGAUGGAUGUACAUAAGAGCAAAGGAAGCUGACUUAUACUGAAUUAGAUCAUUGGUCCAGAUAGUCUAUAAUGACUGGCAGAGAUUCUUUCAGGAUUCCAGACAGUGUCUUCUCCCUGGAGAUGCUGAGAACUUAAUCUGGGACCCCAUGCAUGCAAAACAGAUGCUCUACCACAUUACAGGUCCUAAAUGAAAAUGCACUCUGCAUUCACAUAGAUUUCCUUCUUCAAAUUUCCCUCUGUUUGCCUAAGAAUUUAAUUUUCUGAAACAAAGUUUCCUUGCGGGUUUAUUUUAGUGAUUUUGGAACAAAUGUCUAUGUGCUAAAAAAUGCAAAAUCAGCACAGAGGAUUGCCAGAGCAUCUCUCAUCAUCUCAGAUCAAUAACAAACCACAUCUGCUUCUAGCAAUAAUUUCUCCCAUUCUGUCUGAGCAAAGCAGCACCCAGGUAUAAUAUAUGUGUGUGAGAGAGAGGGACAGGCAGACAGACAAAGAUGGAGAUGCACUGUGAUCAGAGAGUGGAUUCACAGAUAACAGGUAUUUGGAGCCACCAAGUAGAUGCAAGAACUACAGCUGCCUUAAAAACUGGAGAGGCUCGGCUGCUACUUGCUUUUUCCCUAGAAAAGUUCACAUUUCCCCACUAUCCCAGAAAAUUUAUUUACAACAAGGAAAAUUUCCCUCACCUUGAUAAUCCAUAUUUAAAUUAUAUGUAAUGAGCAAUACCUCUUAUGUUCACUUCUGGUUAUUAUGCUCAUAGUUGCCUUACCUUUCAAAAGAGCGCACUGCUGACUUUAGACCAAAGUCUUCUUCCUGAUUUUUUGUAUGCUGAAGGCAGCUAAUGGGCACCUUGUAUGCUUACUUAAUUGUAGGUACAGCUCCACAUCUCCCCCUAAAGGGCCCUUUCCCCUUUUACUAAAUCUUGGUUGGAUGCUUUUACAGGACCGGUAUAGUGCACUCAAGUUGCUUCCUUUAAUUUUAAGAAAAGCAGUUAUUUUAACAUUCAAAAUGUGUCCCUUCUUACACCGACGUUUUAUCAGAUUUCUUUUGUGCUGCUAUGUAUUUGCCUUUACUGAUUUAGAGCUGUUUCAGCUUUGUCUCUUGCCAAUUGAAAUUCAAGCUCUUAACACCAAGUUGUGAUUACAUGGUAUUGCUUCUGUUUAUUGACUGUGUGAGCAUGAGUUUAAUUAGCUUCUUGGUGCAAAUGCAGGUAGAAAAAUACACCUUUCAAAUCCCACUGUUUUUCAGUCAUCAUGAAAUUCCUUUGCUGCACCUGACAUGAUAAAAAAGGGCUGCGGCUGGACCCUCCCAGAUGGUCAUAAAACCGGAUUAGAUUUCUGUGUCAAUCGCAUUUGCUGCCAUGCCCAAGCUGAGGUAAUCAGCAAACAGCAUCAUCUCAAAAAUAGUACUGCCAUCAUAGUUAAAAAAGCUGACAAAGAAGCAGUAAUCAUCAUUGUGAACAUUUCAGACAUGAGGCUGAGAGGCAACUCCACCAUGACAUUUUACAGGCCCCAAUUAUCAGAUCCCACUGAGGAAUACCAGAAAGAUCUACACAAUCUGAUGAAGGAAUUUCCUACCAAAGUGCAAAUCAAAAGCCAUACAUCUCAGGAGCCUCAACUAGACAUUUUCUAUUUGCCACCCAAACUACAGAAACCACAACACUUUAGGUGCCCCAUAAGUUUAGGCUUCCAGUACCAUCACAGAUGGGGCGUUUGGAUAUACGGACUCUGUUUGCAGGCCAUAUGCCACCCGUACUCAUGCUUGGUUCUGAAUACAGCCAACUUUCUGAGGAAAUGACAGUCUGGUGACAAGCUUCCAGAACACAAUACCCUAGACUACACCAAUAUUUCCAUAUGAUGGAUAUGUCAUCGCAACACUUAAUCCUAGAUGGAGUCUCUGGGCCACCAGACUCUGCCACUUUGAUACUACAUUCCAUUUGGGACUAGGAGUGAAACAUUUUUAAUUGGACUAAUGGCUCACAUCGGCACUCUGAUGACCCAAAGCAUACAAAGACCAUGGGCUGAUUUAGAACAACCUACUCACCACCUGGUCUCCCAAAGCCUCUUCCGGAAAACACACUCAUACCUAUGUUCCAUGUUCAUGUCUAUGUCUAUGUCUAUGUCUAUAUCUACAUCUAUAUCUAUCUAUCUAUCUAUCUAUCUAUCUAUCUAUCUAUCUAUCCAUCUAUUCUGCUAAUAACAUAUAUAAAAACACAACACAACAAAACAUCAAACAUUUUUUAAAAAAAUAUCAUUUACAAGCAACAAACAAACAAACGAAUAAAUCAAUAGAAAUCAACAGCAACAUCAGACAGUUUACAGUUAUGCCUACCAAACAACCACCAACUCAACCAAACAUUUUAAUCAAUCAAUCCAAAUAAAUAACAAAACAAAAUGGAACCACAAAACAUUUAGCCAUUAUUUGGUCAUGCAUUUAUGACAUCUUACUAUCUGGACCUUACUUAACAAAGAUAGUUUGACAGCUCACCUGUCUGAACCUUCCUCAACCCACAAUAACUGAGUCUUGACUGGUCCUAGAUAGAAUCACUUUCUGAACUACUGUAAAAUUACACAAUGACUUGACAGCAUGUUAUCACUAUACAUAGGAAACCAAAUGUCUGCUACACCUACUUACAUGAUUCCAAAGUGCAUCCAGAACAUGCACUACAAAAUCUAUCGUUUACACCCAAUCUCUAUGUUAUGACCAGAUCAGCCUGAUCAACAAGAAUUCUGGCAAGAUAGGUGCCAAGAACAGGUGACUCACUGCACCAUUAGUCUUCCUCAUCCAUUGAUGGAGAUCAAACCAAGCCAGAUUGGUACCAAUAAGAGGAUGAACUGAAGGAGAAAUGACAGAAAUCCACUGACAUUUUUGGUUCCUAGCUGAAACUGACUCAAAGAUAAUCAGACUAUAGCUUACCGUCAGUCAAUGAUAACUUUGACCAGAGGGCCUCUGGCUGGUGGCCUGGUACUACAGAGUUUCUUAGAUAACACCCCCAAAGCAACCACCACCAGCAACCAUGAAAUAACAUAAUGAGAUCUGGGGGCCAGAAUCACAGUAACCUGAGAUUGGGACCUAUCCCUCUUUCUACUCUGGCAACACUAUUACACUAUCUAAUAGCGUAUUGUGCCAGUCACACCAUAAGUUGUUCAUUCACCUGUUCAUCUUCCAGAGUGAUAUAUGUUAUGUCCCAGCAGUGGCUUUCAGCAUUCUGCAUAGGACAAAUAGCCCAGUCUCUACACAAAAGAACCAAUUAAUGUGUUCCAGGAAAGCUUAUGAAAAAAUAAAUAUACUGUAAUAAAUAUAGUGCCACAACACUCUUUCUUGUAUCUGCUGCAGCAUGCUACCAUGCUGUAAACUCGUAACUUCAGACUGCACAUGGACACAGUAUAUUUUAAAAUAUGUAUUUUAAUAUAAAAAUAACCUUAUAAAUAUUCCCAGUUAUAAACACACAAACCCAAAGAAAACUAGAACGUCAUCAGGAGUUAGUCAAGCCCUCUCCUUCAUGUUCUCCUUUUGUACAUAGAGGGAAGUUUGGGGUUUUAUAUGAUGGAGCACUAAGAAAUAGACCCUCUGACAUGCACAAUGAACUAGCAUGUUCCACAUCCUUUGGUCUCUCACUUUGCUCUGCACAAAGUGAUCUUGACUUUAUCAACAUAGUUUGUUUUGAAAAGAAAAGAACAACCAAUGCUUUGUUGGUGUCAUUCCAGUCUUCCUUCAUAGCCUUUCUCUCAAGACUGUGGCCCACAGACAGGUCACAGAGUAAUUCAGACCUCAAGGACUCAUGUAAUCAGUGCUGGAUUUACAUAUAAGCUAAACAAGCUAUAGCUUAGGGCCCCACUCUCUUGGGGGCCCCCAAAAAAUUUAAAGGAAUAAACCUGAAUGUACAUUUCCAAAAUAUAAGAUAAAAAACAAAUAAAAUAAAACCUAUAGGGACGCGGGUGGCGCUGUGGGUUAAACCACAGAGCCUAGGACUUGCCAUUCAGAAGGUCAGCAGUUCGAAUCCCUGCGACAGGGUGAGCUCCCGUUGCUUGGUCCCUGCUCCUGCCAACCUAGCAGUUUGAAAGCACGUCAAAGUGCAAGUAGAGAAAUAGAUACCGCUCUGGCGGGAAGGUAACCGGUGUUUCCGUGCACUGCUCUGGUUCGCCAGAAGCGGCUUAGUCAUGCUGGCCACAUGACCCGGAAACUGUACGACGGCUCCCUUGGCCAAUAAAGCGAGAUGAGCGCCGCAACCCCAGAGUCGGUCACGACUGGACCUAAUGGUCAGGGGUUCCUUUACCUUUACUAGGCCCCUAUGUUGUAAGUAAUGGGCCCCGCCUGCCAGUCUGCUCCCUAAAAUAUCAUUGGUUUGCUCAUUUCUAUAUAUAGAGUGUCUACAUUCUGCCUGGAUUGGUUGCAUACUUCUUAAUUGUAAUUCAGUUCAACAAUGACUUCUAUAAAACACAUAUUUUAUGUGCAAAUGGCUUUAGAUACCAAUUAGGUCCAUAAAUUACCACAUAGCAUAUAUUCAACAUAAAAAAACAGUGACAAUUUGUUGUUGACAAAGGACAGCUGGACAUAUAAAGGGCCCCAUUACCUUCAGUAGCUUAGGGCCUCAUCAAACCUAAACCCGGCCCUGCAUGUAAUGCAUUUUUUUCAUGGCUCUGCCUUAUACGAUGUUCAGGAACAUCUCUGUAGUCAGAGCUAGUAUGAAACAGGAGCCUAGCACUCUGAGAUGGGCUGCAAACAGCAAAUCCCACUUUUGGUAGCUUCUCUGAAACAGGUGAUUGUUGGUUGUGAUCAACAGGGACGUCUUUACCAUUGGGCGUAGUGGUACGGCAAGCCAGGGCGCCAAGCAGUGGAGGCUGCCAGGAGGAUAGUCCAGGGAGGGGAUAGCGGGGGGGCAAGUGAGGCGGAGCAGGGGCUUGGUGCCUGCGCACCUCCAGCACCCAUCACAGGCAGGAAGGCUCCGGAUGCUUUCCUGCAGUCCGGAGCUCUCUCCGCUGGCUCCGCAAGACACCAGCUCCUCGGCUGUGUGGUGUGUGCUUGUAUCCCAAGCUCUGCGUAUAAUAAACAUGACUCUACCACCGCUCCCCCCAUCCACUCUAUCUCAAAAGAUCCCUGCGCUCGAGGCUACACACCGCAUCUGCUGCCCCCAACUCCCCUUCCCCUGCUUCUCUGCUGCCUUGCACAGAGCCUGCCUCCUCCCGCUGCCCCCACUGCCUCUGCACUCCUUCACACGAACCACGUUUCCUUCCCCUGCCCAAUCCCCUCCCAGUCACACUCUCUCUCUUCCCUUACUCCCCAAGCAAGGAUGGCAAGACUGUGGCUGAGUGAGUACGCUUUUCUGCUGCGGCAAUGCGGACGGCCCAGCUCACUUCGCCUGUCUCUGCCCGGAUGAGACCCCUGCUUGCCUCCCCAUCAUGCCUGGCUGCCCAGCCCCACACCAUGAUCCCACAGCCGGAGCCGAUGCCUGGCCUCAUGCGAGCAGUACAGGGCAGCAGCGCAAGGGCAGAGCAGAGCAGCCUUUCCUAAAAAAGGUCAACAACUCUGGGAAACGGGGUGUGUGUCUGUGUGCCGGAGGGAUCUUCGCACCACAGCGCCGGAUAUGCUUAAGACGGCCUUGGUGAUCAGCAAAGCAUCUGCUGUAGCACUGGGCUACAAACUUCAAUGUCCACAUGUGUAGAAGCUUUUCACUUUCUUCUAUGAAGGGAAAUGCUUAUUUGUCUGCAUUUUAGGCUUUCUAUAUUAUAUGCUAAAACAAUCUCCUGAAUGUGAAGGAAAAUGAGGAAAACCCUGGGCUUAUAGACCCCUAUGCAUGCAUCUGAACUCCUGCAUAACCAGCUGAUUGCUAUGUAGCAUCCAGGACUGAUUUAUUCCCAGUGUCAGAAACAUGAUGCAUCUCCUCAGUUCUGAGAUUGGAUUGAAAAAGGUAACUCAAAAUAGAAAGAGAAAUUGUCCCUUUGUUUCCAUGCCUUUUGAUCAAAGUAGACAUGAUAUAUUUAUUCGCUUAAUUUUUAGCUCACCUUUCAGUUCAAAGAACAUCUCCAGCAUAGUUCCUAGAAAAUAAAAUUAGGCUUUCUAAACCAUUCAAUUAUUAAAACAGCUAAAAUAUCCAAUUACCAUAUGCAAUUCAAAUCACCAAUCAGCCACAGCAAAAAUAAACAGGAGCACAAAGAUAUUUAUUAUCAACUAACUCGAGGCUUUAAGAAACAGAAAUCUUCCCACCCUGGUUCAGCUUCUUAAUGCAGAGAUGAGUUACAUUGGUAGAUUUCCUUAGGCAGGGAGUUCCACGGGGAAGAGACAAAUACUGAAAAGACACUGAUUCUUUUAAGUGCCUUAUGGGCACAAAAAUCUGUAGAGCCCAAAGUAGGACCGAAACUAAUGACCUAAUCAGACAAGGAAGUUCAUACAGGAACAAACAUUCCCUUAACAGCGAAAGCCUAUGCAUGCUUAUUCAGGAGCAUGUCCAAUGUUAUCCAAUGGAACGUGGUCCCAUAUAUGUGGGCACAGAAUGUCAGCUUGGCAGGGCAAUGCGAGGCUUGGGUUGUAUGGCUUGGACAGAGGUGCUGUCAGGGUCGUCUUACCCAUAGACGCUAGGGGUGUGGGGCACCCAGGUGCCAGGCUCUCAGGGGCACCAGGCUGCGAAUCCGGGGCCUGAGAGUUGAGUCUGGGGAAGAGCCUGCCCGUUGGUCAGUCCGAGUGCUGUGGUGGGCUCUUCUGCUGCAGGCGGCUCUGUGCUGCGGGUUCGGGGCCGACUGAGCCAGCAAGACACUAAGGCGGCUGGCUGGCUCCGCCCUCCUGCACGCCUGGGAAUGGGCAACCUGGGGGGGCAGAUCUUUGCACCCUGGCGCCACAUAUGCUUAAGACAGCCCUGGGUGUUCUCCCCACCCACCAGCUAAACCAGCCUCCUGCUAGCCACUACCAACAGAGUGACGCAAGCCUCAGUACAGCAUCCCCCUACUGCCUAUCAAACAGGUAGGUGGCAGUGCCAUCAGUGGGAUUCCCACUCCAGAAAACAGCAGAUGGUCUUGAAAUCAGGCCUUCUGGAGGCAGGGUGAGGCUGAGCUGGCCUGGGAUCCAGUGGAUCCCAAGCUGAGCACACCAAUGUCAUGUGAUGGCAGAGGGCCCAGUCGCUGUGCCAGCUUGCAAACAUUUGUUCCAUCAUGAGUUGUAAAGGUGCAUUAGCAGUGGCAAAAUCCCACCCACUGGGGACAGAAGGUUUGGAUUGUGCUAUAAGAAAUUUUGGGCUGCUGUGAUGUUGUGCAUCCUUCACUUUGUAUGUGAGCACUCAGCUUUUCUCAGAAGUACUGAGUGACAGCUUGGAUCUUUACAAAGGAUUAUUUGAUCUAGGCAAGUUUUCCAGAUGUACUCAAAUUUCCCCUACAAACUCUGAAGGCAACCAACGUUAAAAGUGAGCAAUGCUCAGGUUUCUAAUUAGAGCCCGCAUACUGAAUUUCCCACUGCUUCCUUGGAAAGCUGAUCUUACUUUGAACUAUGUAAUAUCCACACAGAUCAGCUGAAUGUUACCUGACUUUAACCCAUCCUUGAGCAGAAAGGUGACAAACCCUACUGAGAAAUUUGAGCUUAUUUACAUUAAAAAGAGAGGACUUCUCUUUAAAAGUCCAACACAUGUGUUGCCUGAACAGAGCCAUCCAAAACCACCUCAGAUUUUGCUUCAGGCAAAAUCCAGUGGCAGUUCCAUUUCCAAGAUCCACCAGUUUCUGAGGAUAUGUAAACUAAAGAAACCAUUCUGGCUUUUAGAUUUAAUUUUCAAAAUAGGGGGUGGAGAUCAUUAAUGGCACUAGACAGUUAGUGCCAUAACCACUGCAGGGUUCCUAUUUGCAUUUGAAUUUCUAAACAUUUGCAAGAAAAGUAGCAGUAAGAGGCUUUUGAAGCAGUAUAAUCUUUUCCCACCACAAGAAAAAAAAACCUCUUGUCUCUGACAGGUACUUCUUAGGACUGUGUUCAGAUUAACUCUUGCCUUGUGGUGCUUUCCUCAACUCACCAGGCCACUGAGAAGCCUUCUCUGUUUCUUCUCAUGGCAUUUUAAAAUUAUGUGUGCAGAUGAAACACCUAUGAAUGUGAACGCUCAAACUCUCUCUCACAAGUUUCUUGUGUUGUUGUUUUAUUUCCCAGGCACAUAUCAGUUCAGCUCCCUGGAGUCUGCACCACUCGGAACUUCGCUUGGCAGAAUAAAAGCCAAUGACCCCGAUAUGGGUGAAAACGCUGAGAUUGAGUACAGCAUAGCUCCCGGCGAUGGAUCGGACGUCUUUGAUAUCAUCACUGACAAGGACACACAGGAAGGGAUUAUAACUGUCAAAAAGGUUUAUUUUUCCUCCUUCUCUUUUAUUGGACUUAGCACUCCAGGUCUUAGGGUGUGUGUUUUCUCCCAGACAGGAGGGAGCAGAAGGUUCCCUGUGAGGUCAGCUGCAGAGAAGCUAGCAUAUUAUGUCUGUUCUUCUUCUUUUCAUUGCCAGGUAACCGUUAAACUUCAGAACUUGUGGUAUGGGUUUUUUUUUGUUUUGCUUUGAGUAUGUCAGUUCACCUAUAGAGAUAUCCUUGGGAGCUCAGGCCUGUCAGAUGCAUUCAGACAUCCCUGCAUGACAACUUCUGAAGGAUGGAUAUGUCAGGGUAAGGGAGGGUGGUUAGUUUCACAAAGCAGCCCACCAGGUUGCUGUUUUGGUUUGCAGUGAAUGGAGACAGCCAAACUAUGAAAUCUGGUCCUAAAGAUAGAGGUCUGAGGAAUUCCAGCCUCUAAUGAGCACAUUCCAUGGGCAGCUUUUGGUCCACUAAUGAGACCUUCCCUGCUGCCUGGACUCUGUCAAACAGAUAUAUAUAUAUAUAUAUAUAUAUAUAUAUAUAUAUAUAUAUAUAUAUAUAAAAUUGUGUGAACACACAUAAAUUUAAUGUGGACUUAAGCUACUGCUUUCCUUUAAAGGAGAUGGGCACAAAUUGAAAUUGUGUUAGCAAUACUUGGGUUCUAAGGCUUCCUCUCGCCUUACUAAUAAAUAUUUUGAUGGGAUCUUAACAGUCUCAAGCUUUUUUGGGGGAUGCCUCAUCCCUGUGUCCUUCCUGCAUGCCUGUUGGCUGUCUUCUCCAGUCAAAUAGAUGAAGAAACACCUGCAGGUCAAGAAAUUCUGUGGGCAAAUUCCUGUAAGGAACUGCUGGCCCAGGGCAUCAGCUUUCAGGUCUCUCUUGAUCUCCCACUGGCUAGCGUACAGAUGGCUUCUACUCAUAGGUUAUCUUAAAAGACAGAGAGAAAAAUAAUAAUUUGUGUGUCAGAGCAAAUCUAUACCCUGUCUCUCCAUAGUGCAAGGAGGUUGCAGGAUAGACAUAUUAUUUAUCUUCAACAGUGUGGUAUGUGCCUCUAAACUACAGUAUGUGUUAUAGCUCGCAGCUAGGCAGGAGUUAAAUUGCAUGCACAUUAGUAUAUUUGGACAGCUUUCUGCUGUAGUGGGGACCACAUGCCCUACAAACAAUGGGAUAUAUGUGUCCAAUCAAGUUAUCCCAUUAGCACAAGGAAUCCCACAUGUGCAAUGAGACUUCCUUUAUCUCCUCUCCCUGUGCACACCUGAGCCCCCCUCCCAAGACUGUUCUAGGAUUUCCACACACCCCAACCCUCCAGAGCUGAUUGGGGGUUGGGUGGGUGAAGAGAAGAGGGAGAUGAAGUCCUAUUGCACAGGCAGAAGUCCUUACACUAACGGGAUAACUUCAUCAAAUUUAACCCUAUGAGGUUACAAGAGAGUAGUAACCCAAAGCACAGGUUACCCAUAGACUACUAUAACUCUUCACUGGUUCAUAUAUUGAUCCAGAACAGCACUGCAGUACCUUGGUGGAUCAAUGCUCUCCACUAUACAGAUGGACCCUACUUGAACUGUGCCCUUCACACAAGCCAAAUCCACCAAAAUGGAAAGCCUAGAGGAGAUCAUGUGAGAUGGAGCAUGGUCUGCCUAAUCCAAGUGCUCACAGGGCAGGCCCAGUUCAUAUUGGAGGCUGUAUGGAGAGUAGCUUGCACUGCUCCUUCACCUCUGACAAUUCACCAUCAUCUCCCAAGAAAUGUAAGAGCCAUAGUAACAGUCCCCCAAUUAAAUUCACAAGUUUAAGUGACAGCAAAGCAGGAACAGUUUUACUAAAAUUCCAGUUGCCUUUCUGGGUUUAGGUUUACUUUGUCAGUACAACAUCACAUAGUUUUACACUGUAAUUCCAAGGGCCAAACUAAAUGUUAAUGAAUGUGCCAUUCAAAACUCCAUAUUCCCUUUGUAAUAUUAUUAUGGGGGAUUGUCAGUGGCAUUUUCUGGGUUAAGUGGGUGAAUAGGAGGAGAUCUGGGCAAAGCUAAACAUCCUCUUUUCUUUCCUGAUCUUCCCCUGAUGAACAUUUUUUCUCUCUUUGCUGAGUUCAGCUUUAGUUAAAAAUGAGCAUCCUGAAGGUGCCAAGAUUUAUCCUAAAUGAGAACAAUUUCUGGCUCAUAUAUAUAUAUUCCACUGAUUGUUACAGGACUAUGUUUAGAAUGGGUGUAAUUUUGAGUCAACAGCAAUUAGUCAUUGAUUUUGUGGAUUGCAGCUAAUGGUGCAUGCAACAUGCAGUGUGUUUUGGCAGAUCUCAGAGAGAUGAAACAGUGAUUUGUAUUGAUGGAUAUAUAAGAACCAACACACCCACCCCAAACAAAACUUUUAAAAAAUGCCACAGUAGGCAAAAUUAAGUUGACGAGGAGCCUUUAUCAGAGCCAUUAUUAUUUCAGAGAUCAUUAUUGCAGCAAUUAAGGCUCCAAUCCCUAAGCCCAUUCACUUGGGUAAGUAAGUUUCAUUGAUUUCAAUGGAAUGUACUCUGAAAUAAAUACCGGAAUUUUGUAUGAGUCUGGUGCAUAGGUUUUGAAGAUUGGUAUAACAAAUACAUAAUGAUACUUCGCUCUCACAAAUUCACGCUGAAUGGAUGAAUCAAAAUUGUGAGUGUACUUCCCCAAGAUGACAUUGAAAACUUGGUUCACGCAUUGUCUAACAUGUUCAGGUUAUAAGCAAAGUCUGAAAAUGGGCUAUUAUUCACCUCUCUGCUUCAAAAGCUGGGACAAGAAAUAGCAGCCAGCAACUGCAACACAGGCCAAGAGGAGAGGGAAAGUUGCUUGGUGAGAGUUCCCUUUCACAAAAUUUAAACUAUGGAAGUAUCUUCACGGUGGUAAAUGGUGUAUCUGUUAUUGUGGAAAGCAGGAACUAAAACUAAAUGAGUCAAACAUACUAGUACAGUAGUACCUUGGUUGCCAAAUUUAAUCCAUUCCGGGAGUCCAUUUGAUUCCCAGAACCAUUCGAAAACCAAGGCAUUGCUUCCUAUUGGCUGCAGGAGCUUCCUGCAUUCAAUUGGAAGCAAUGGAAGCUGCAUCAGAUGUCCGGCUUUCAAAAAAAACGUUCACAAACCAGAACGCUCACUUCCAGGUUUGCGGUGUUUGGGAGCUGAUUGGUUUGGGAGCCAAGCCGUUGGACAACCAAGGUACCAUUGUACCUGGAAAUGGGAUGUCUCACGUAGGUCUUACAAGACUGGGGAAGGAGAAUUUGCAGUGGGAGAACACACCUAGUGUUGCAUUAUGACUGAGCAGACCCAAGUUCAACUCCCUACACAUUUAAGAAGCUCACUGGGUGACCUUAGGCCAGUCCAAAUCUGUCAGCCUAACUAGCCUCACAAAUUCAUUGUGAGGAUAUAAUUAGAGGAGGAAGGAGUAGGUGCACCAUUUUGAAAAGUGGGACAUUGUAUUAGUAGCUAGCUCUAUGCCUUUUCCACACUGCCUUUAAAAAUUAUCUAAGCACGUUAACUCCUGCCAACCUAGCAGUUUGAAAGCACGUCAAAGUGCAAGUAGAUAAAUAGGUACCGCUCUGGCGGGAAGGUAAACGGCGCUUCUGUGCGCUGCUCUGGUUCCCCAGAAGCGGCUUAGUCAUGCUGGCCACAUGACCCGGAAGCUGUACGCCGGCUCCCUCAGCCAAUAAAGCGAGAUGAGCGCCGCAAUCCCAGAGUCGGUCACGACUGGACCUAAUGGUCAGGGGUCCCUUUACCUUUACCUAAGCACAUUAAAGUAAUAACAAAAAUUUACUAAGAGUAAAAACGUGGCAAGAUACUGCCUUGUUUAUCGUCUUUCCCCCACAAAACACUGUCAGAAAUUGAGAAAAGACCACCGAGAACAUAUUACCAUGUCGUCGUCGUCCCAUCAUUUUGUUGUGAUGGAAUAGAACUGUUGGGAAGCUGUCUUGGUGGAUGAUAGAUAAGAACACAGUAAUCCGCCUUAUAGCAAGUCAGGCCAUUGAGCCCAUGCAGAUCUGUAUUAUCUGCCCUGAAUGGCAGCGACUCUUCACAUUUCCAGUCUUACCUGGAGAUGCAAGGACUGGAACCGGGACCUUUUGCAUGCAAAAUAGGUGCUCUACCACUUAGUAGUAUGACUGGGCACAGGACAGAUAGAAAUUUCGGAGUUAGAGGAGGAAUGGCAGAUGAAACUGAUGGACUAUAUGGAACUGGCGGAAAUGACUGGUAGAAUCCGUGACCAGGGAGAAGAGUCGGUGGAGGAAGAUUGGAAGAAAUUCAAAGACUAUCUGCAGAAACAUUGCAAAAUUAAAGAAUGUUAGAGUGAUGUUGGAUUAAAAAUAAGUGGCUUCCAGCUGUCUAGGAUUUAAAAUUACGGAUAGAUUAAGAUUAAGGAUUAGGAUUUAAAAAGUUUAAGGAAAUGGAAAUUUGGUUUUUAAAAGGUAAAAUUUUAAUGUUAUAUUAUAGUAAGAGUUAAGAUUGGGAUUAAAAAAAAGAGGGAAAGAAAUUGCUAGACAAACAAUUUGAACUGGAAUACAAAAGAGGGAGGUACGAGGAGGUCCAGAAAAUAAGUAAAUUUAAAAAUGGAGAUGAAAAGAUGAUACUGUUUUUAAUUGUUAUACUUUCUUUUUUGUCUUUUGUUUUCUUGUUUUUUAUUUUUUAUUUUUCCUUUAGAUUAUAUAUUGUAUAUUUUGAAUUGUGUAUUUCUUUUUUAUGUUUUAUGUUUAAUCUUUUAUUGAAACUUUAAUAAAUAUCAUUAAAAAAAAAAAGAAAUUUCGGAGUUAGCAAAAAGAUUUAUAACAAGUGGUUUCCAACAGUACUAGUUCUACUUCGUUAUCCUUCUGAAAUGUAGUUGUUUUUCUAUGUGACAUUCUUUUCCAUUUCUUCUCCCCCACCCCACCUUUGACUGCAAGCAAUUAGAUUUCGAAAAGAAGAAUCUAUAUGCCCUAAAAGUGGAGGCAACCAACGUUCAUCCUGACCCGCGAUUUUUCUACCUGGGACCAUUUAAGGACUCAGCCUUGGUCAAAAUUUAUGUGGAAGAUAUCGACGAACCACCAGUGUUUAGCAUACCUUCUAAUUUACUAGAAGUAGAUGAAGAUGCCAGGGAAGGUAGUAUCAUUGGGCAAGUGGUAGCUCAGGAUCCGGAUGCAGCAAGGAACAUAAUAAAGUAAGUCAACUUCCACAAACAGUGCAAAUAGGCAUCAAGUGUGCAAUGUCCUUGCAUUUCUCUAACGAAAGAAAAAGAAAAAAGGGAGGCAUAAAACCUUAAAUCUUGCUUAACAGCCAUUGUUGAAAUCUCGUGAUUUGAAGAUAUUAUUGAAGUGCUUACUAAUUUCAAUAAGGAUAGGUCCACAUUACUAUAGUUAUUGCUAUUAAUGUCGUUAGCAUUUUAUUAUUAUGUGUUACACUAAGGAGGUCAGAAUGGAUUAUGUAUGGUUCUUGUGUGCCACUUUGAGCAUUAUUUGGAAAAGUGACAUAUAAGUAAAUUGGAUGAAGGUAGCUCAAAAGUAGUCUCUUAUCAAGGCAACUUAAAAGGCCAAAAUCUUCAGCAGUAAAACUGCAACAUGUGAUUUCCUACCAUUUUUCUAGACCAGUCCAAAUAUCACUUCUUUUUGAAUAGUUAUGUUUACUUCAGUGGAAAUUCACAUAGCUGUUUUGUUGUUACAGAGUUGUGAAUUUCAUUAUUUGAUGCAUAACUCAGUAAGAAUCUUGGUUCUUCACAUUGUGUUUAUAUUUUAAAUGAUAUGUUCAGUUCAUAGAUUCAUCUAUUUCAGUUAUAAUAUUACAGAGCUUUUACAUCUGGCAUUCAGUUGUUUGGAUGUUUGGAUUCUGGUUUCUUCCCAUCUUUUACUGUAAGGUUCAACUCCAUUUUGAUGUAAAAAUAUUUAGUAACGUAUUUUGGGUAGCACAGCAGUUAGAUUUUGUGUGUGUGUGUGUGUGUGUGUGUGUACUUAUAUACUGGUUAUAAAGUGCACUAUUUUAAACCUCUGUUAAAUGUUCAAAAAAUUAAUUAAAAUCACAGUAUGACUAGAAGACCAAGAGGCAGCCUGUGUUGUAAUUUGACAGAUAUACUUUGGAUCGGCACACUGAUUUGGACAGAAUAUUCAACAUCCACUCAGGAAAUGGGUCCAUAUUUGUCUCAAAGACACUUGACCGAGAAGCGGCCCCAUGGCACAAUCUCACUGUCAUAGCAACUGAAAUCAGUAAGUGGCAGGUGCAUCCUGUUGCAUGGUUUUAAGUGUUUCCAUAUAUAUAUAUCUGCACAAUAUCACACCCAGUACUGCAACAAUAUAUUCUGGGCAGUAUCCAACUAAAUAGCUAUGUUAGUGCAAUGACUUUUAGCUGCACAAUGUAACUUCCACACCACCCUAAAUCUGCUCUGAACUUCCCCCCAACCCUCUGGAGAAGAUAUAGUUGACAUGUGGGGAGGUGUGGGGAGAGUAGCAGGUGGGGCAAUUACUUCAUAUAGCUAAAAGUUGUUGGGGUAGUGUAAAUGUUUUGUUAGACAAUCCCCACGUGUCACAUAUAGUACUGUAAUAUAUGUCAUUUUAAAAUUUUACAGAUCCAUGCAAAACGUAUUGUUACAGUUUAACACUUAGACUGCAAUUCUAUGUUCACUUCUCUGGGUGUAAGCCCUGCUGAACCCAGUGGGACUUAUUUCUGAGUAGACAUGCAUAGGGCUACAUUGUAAAUCGUAAAAGAGAAUAUGCUGUUUAUAGAACCACCCAGGGUUUGAAAUGGUCUCUUGUGUGUUACUGUAGUUUUUAUCAGGGGGUUCAAUAACAACACCUAAUAUAUCCUCUUAUGAGAUGGUUCCCCAGUCAAUAUUUAGAGGCCCUUUUGUGUAUCUUUCUUGAGAGGUCUAAUAGAUCUAUUGCCAAACUGGUAGCAAAAUAUGUGUAUGUUGUCAUGUCUCUUAGAUCUGCUCAACACUCUCUCUCACUCUCUCUCUAUCUCUCUCACUCUCUCAGUUCUAUUCUGGCUGUGGGAGGUAGAGAAAGAGUGAUGAGGUUUGUAUGGUGCUAAUACAUUGACAGAGCCAAUUUGGUAUUCUCACAGAUGUGUUUGCACUGCAUUGACCUCGUUUCUGCCUUAUCCCACCCCCUCUGAUUCUCAGUAUGCAGCAGUCACAUGAAUGACCAUAGGUCAUGUGAACAGUGGCUCCCCACCAAGCCACCCACAACUGGUAACAGCCCAAGAGUUUCAGCAAUAAACUUAUUUCCUUCUGAAAAAUGAAGUCUCUGGCAGAUGAAGAUACAGGGGAAGGUUGGAACCCCAAACACCAACCUUGCUCUGUUUUCAGAUAUAAUGCACAAAACCUUGGUGACUAUCUCCUUUCUUGGGAAUGGAGGCUUCCCCAAGUGGGAAAGUCUUCUGAUCUGUGAAGGUACACUUCACAGUGUACCUUCAGCCUUCAGGCAGGAGACUACCCAGUCCCUGAGAAGGCAGAGCUUUAAACGUAGUAGUAGUGCAGUGAAAGUAAAGGGGGCAGAUUAGGGAAGCUCUGGUGGGCUAGCAGCUCAACGACUUGCUGGGGAGAGAGUAGGGAUGGGCUGUGCUUGUGUCCUCUAGCUGAGAUUCAGGUAACAGCCUUAAUAAAUAACAAGAUGAAAGAUAAAAAAACAACAACAAGGUAACAGCCUUGUUAGAUUGCAAUUCCAUUCCCCUGCUCUGCAUAUGAAUGUACACAUACACCCUUUGUUCCUUGACCCGCCCCUCCAGGAUUUGGGGAAAACUUGGGAUGGCUUUUUAAAAAUAUAAAUUAUGUACUUCUGCAAACCUUGGGGUUCUGCCAGAUAUGCUGUUUCUUCCCUCUGGCAAGGUGGGUGGUUUUUGUUACAUAAGGAUCAGCACUCACACUGCAACAUCAGAAAUAGUGGGAAUUAUGGUGUAAGAUUGUGGCUAUUGUUUCUGUUUCAGGCAACCCCAAGCAAAGUACCCAGGCUCCCAUUUUCAUCCGGAUUUUAGAUAUAAAUGACCACGCACCAGAAUUUGCCAAGUACUAUGAAACUUUUGUUUGUGAAAAUGCAAAAGCGGGACAGGUAAAUGCAUAUUUACUGUUACCAACAAACUUGCAGAUGAAAUCUCAACACUUUCUGCACUUAGAUCAAUCCAUAGUGGCAGUCUGACCUGUGCUUGAUUGGUAGAGAUGGGGGAAAGGGUCAUAUUUUUGAAUCCCCCUAAUUCACACAUUUUGUUUGUCUAAGCAUUUUGAUUUCAUCUCUUUUAUAGCUGGCCACACUGACUAUUUGAUAAAAAGGCAGUAUGUAAAAUUACGAUAAUAAUUGAAUACGUGUUCUCCUUUGAGAGGAAGAGUGGGAUAUAAUUACUACUACUGCUACUACUACUACUACUACUACUACUACUAAUAGACAUAACAACAUUUUACGACUGUGGAAAAAAAGUUACUAAAUUAAUUGUUCCAUUCUAUAAACCAGUGGUUCCCAAUUAGCUAAGCACUGCAGACCCCCUGUUUUCAAGGGCCAAACCAUGGAUCCCCUACUUUUCAAAAUUUUGAUAUCUCUAUGGUAGCUUUUGUUAUGUAUUAUAAGAAAUAAUAAUUAUAAUGUGAAUGGUGCCAUGGACUCCCUGGAGUCCGCAGACCACCAAUUGGGAACUACUGCUCUAAACUGAUAUGUGUCUAAGGCAGGGGUAGUCAACCUUUUUAUACCUGCCCACUAAUGCAUCUUUCUGGAUGGUAAAAUUUCCUUACUGCCCAUCAGUGCUCGAUGGAAGGAGGAUUCAGCUUGUGCCAUAGAACCCCCUACCACCCACCUGGAAUCCUGAAACGCCCACUAGUGGGCAGUAGGGACCAGGCUGAACCCCGGUCUAAGGACUAUACAGUCGUACUUUGGAUUCCAAACACCUCGGUACUUGGAUGUUUUGACUCCCAAAUGCUGCAAACCCGGAAGUGACUGUUCCAGUUUGUGAAUGUUCUUUGGAACCUGAACAUCCGACGGGGCUUCCGUGGCUUCUGAUUGGCUGCAGGAGCUUCCUGCAGCCAAUCGGAAGCCGCACUUUGGUUUCUGAAUGUUUUGGAAGUCAAAUGGACUUCCAGAACAGAUUCCGUUCGACUUCCAAGGCACAGAUUUGACUAUCAUCUAACUAAUGCAGACUGCUGUGGGGUUUUUUGUCAGAAGCAAAAGCAAGAAGGCAAUACUUCUUUUUUAAAAGGAGUUCUACUUUCUUGAUAUUUCAAUAUUACUGCAUAUGACGCAAAUCUGUAUUCAAGACCCAAUCAUUAGUAUCUGGGUCCAUUUUGCCUAUCCAAGAUGCAUCCACACCAAGACCGCUGAAGGGAAAAUAUUGCAGCUUGAAAGAGACCUAGGCUUGAUGAGGGGUUUCAGGGGGUGUAUCCAACGCCAGGCAGGUAAUCAAUAUCUGCCUCAGGGUGAACAGGUAGAAUUACAUGCUUUGGCUAAAAUUACUUUGAUACUUCGUGUAUAUUUUUCAAGGUAAAGACUGUCAAAGGGUUAGUUAACGAUAAGCAUGGGGGAGGCUUUUGAUUCAGUUCACAUUUAAAGAUGAACCAGCCUAACUCUCUGAAACAAAGCACAAACCAUAACACAGCCACCCUUCAAAAUUUGCACUUUUCCUAAUUCUUGGAUAACAAAACUGCAUGGACAGUGUCUCCAUCCUAAUAAAGACACAUGCACAAUAUCACUAUUUAAACUUAGUUCCAAAAUGCACAUCACCAUAAAUAAAUUCUAGUUUGCUGUGCAUCAAUGGUGCCCCGAAUCCAACACAUUAGCUUGCCAAGUUAUUGUACUGUGUGAUUAAAAAAAAAAAGGUAAAAGGUGUGGUAUGAACAGUCCACAUCCUUCUUUUUGCAUCUCAUGAUACAGUAGUCAAAUAAGAUUCCUAUGCUUUGCCUUUAUUGUGGACAUUCAUUGUGUACUAACCAAAUGCAUCAUCUUCACUUAAUUAUUAGUGGAAAGAUUAUGGUCUUCAAAUCUUGGAAAAACUGAAAGGCAGGUUAUUGGCCUUCACAGCUUCAUAAUAGUCUAUGGUUAUACUUGCUCAGUUGCAGUGUUGGGCAACACAGAAUAUCAGACAUUAAAUAGACAGAUGUUUAAUGAUACAGCAUCUCCAAGUGACUCCAGCUCAAUUCUUAUUUAACAUGAGAAGUAGGGUUGCUGAUAUCCCUUGCUUCUAUUUCGUGCUGGUCUGGGAAUGCACAGAAGUGUAAAAACAACAUGGAGUCCAAGGCUGGAUGCAGGAGGUAUGAUUUGAGUGGUUUCCCCUAUGGUUUAUGUAAUUGCAAUGAAGGCAGGAAGCAGACAACACACUGGCCCCAUAAGCCUCAGACCUUUAACAGUGCAACAAAUGUACAGGCUUGAUGCACACCAAAGUUUUUUGAAGUGUUGACUACAAUAGAUGCACCUCGUUAGUAUAGCUUUGUUUUUCCGUUAUGCAUAAAUUUACACUGCCGCUGCUUCAGCGAGAAACCAACUUUCUUAUUCUUAAAUACUGAAGAUGCAGAUAAUGAGACACCACACUAGAAAAACAUCUUCGCAAGUAAAACGGAUAAAUCAGACAUUCCCCCUCCCAAAUAUAUAUAUAUUGGUGAUGGCACUUAACAGCCACACAAUGACAUAGGAGCUGCAAACUUCCAUUAACAUUCCCUACAUUUUCAGAGUGAAGGUGGAAAUACUUGUAGCUCACUUACUUAAAGGUACAGUGGUACCUCAGGUUAAGUACUUAAUUCGUUCUGGAGGUCUGUUCUUAACCUGAAACUGUUCUUAACCUGAAGCACCACUUUAGCUAAUGGGGCCUCCUGCUGCCGCCACGCUGCCGGAGCACAAUUUCUGUUCUCAUCCUGAAGUAAAGUUCUUAACCAGAGGUAAUAUUUCUGGGUUAGCGGAGUCUGUAACCUGAAGCGUAUGUAACCUGAAGCGUAUGUAACCCGAGGUACCACUGUACAUGAAACAACAUUUGGGGCCUCAUGAUCAAUCAUAGUUUAUCAUGGUGGAAAUGAACUGCUGUGAACCAUUUUUUUUUUUAAGAAUAAUUUUUUAUUAACUGACCAAUCACAUCAAAUCAAACCAAAUUACAUAAAUUCCAAAUUACACAGCCGAAUUUUAAUUUUUUGUUGGGGGUACCCAUAUUUCAAGUUCCGAAGCGAUCCAAUCAACUUCUUGCUUCUUACUGCUGUUUUAAUGUCCACAAAUCUAACCUUAUGAUGUUCACAGUACUAUCCAGUCCUUUCUUAUUAUUUUUCCACAUCUCUUGUUGUUAUUUUCAUAUAUUUUUCCUUUCUCUUUGUGACCUCUGAUAGUCUCCGCAAGCUGGUUAGAACAGUUUGUGAACUGCUGUGAACCUUGGCUGUUCCUCCUCUUCCUAUGCUCCUGUGAGUCAGAUGGCUCUCAUAUCUGCUAUGCCACACUGACUUACACAUUUUAAUAUACAUCUGCUCCUCAUGUGACAUAAAAUUCUCCCUACCACUGGGAUAAUGUAGAUAACUAAAGUAUCACAUUAUGAAGCUCACCUAAGGAUAGUUUGGGAAUCUUCAGUGGCUAAGUCAAAAGGCUCAUCCACACUCCCAUUAGCCUUGUUGCUUUCCCCUGGGGAAACCCGUGGUUAAGUGCUGAAUCCAAACAACCACCCAUCAGGUUUUCUGCACUUUUCUCUUUAUUCCAAUUGAGUGCUCAAGGUUCUCCAGGAGGAAGCAAUGGGGCAAAGGGAAAGCUGCUCACAGCUGUGCCUAGAAACCAUGUGACAAGUGGAAAACCCAUGCAUCUAGGCAUGGAACAAGCGGAAAUGUGGACGAGCAAAAAGUAUGGAAAGAUGUGUGACUCAGAGCCCUUCCACAUAUAUCAUAAUUAGUGGUAUCAUAUAUAGCGGCAUAUAUCAUAUAUAGUGGUAUGGCUACUGGGGUGUGCUUUUUUUGGGGGGGGGUUGGAGUCUGACAAAUAACAUCAUCAUUCAUCAGCUAGUAUUCCAGAAUAUUGUACCAGCUCCACCCGUUGCUUUUUUUUUCUACUGAGGGGAAAAAACCUGACUUUUGUGAAAGAGCCAGAAUCGAUCCUCAAUAUUUACAUUUGUGUGGCAUCUGUACAAGCAUUGUCCCAGAUUGUGUGUGGAGGCAGUGGCAUCACAACAGGGGUGUGCCCUGGUUGCCAUGUCUGGGGUGAUGACAAGAAGGCACCCUGCGGGGGCUCGGCCCACUGCGGCGGCAUGAGCAGCCAUCGUGCCGCUGCAUCCACAUGUGGAGAAUCCUCCGUUCGUGGAUGCAGCCACAAGCAGAGGAUCCCAGCGCCGGCGGCAAACCACUAUGUACAGCGCAUGUGUUGCAUCGCACACAUGCACUGUACAUAACGACAACGCCCAUGUGCUGUACAUAGCGGUUUGCCGCCGGCGCUGCUCAAGCGCCAUGUGGACAGCGGUGGGAUCCCUCCGUCGCCGCUACAGCCGCAUGUAGAGGAUCCUCCAUUCACGGCUGAAGCCUCGAGCAGAGGAUCCCAGCAGCGUCCGUAAUGCACUGGAGCGGCUGCAAACUGCUAUGUACAGUGUAUGUGCUAUGUACGGCGUAUGAGUUAUACGUAGCGACGCUGCACAUGCGCCCUACAUAGCAAUGCCCCACCCUGGGUAUCACAAUGCCUUCGUUUGCCCAUGUGUGGAGGGGUUGGAAUGCGGUUCAGCUUUCAUUUAAAGUUGAUCUUACCUAAUUCACACUUUCCAGAACCAGGGCUUUUUUCAGCCGGAACUUGCCGGAACUCUGUUCCUAAUGGCUAUUGCCAUUCUAAGAGAAUGAGGGAUGUGUUAAUUGUGAGUUCUGACACCUCUUUUUCCAGAAAAAUAGCAUUGUCCAAAACCAUAUGCGCAGUGAAACACAGGAAUCCUUCAAAAUCCCCACGUCACCAAAUUUGACAAUGCAGUUCCCCAGCCAUGUGUACAAAAAUGCAUAUACUAGGGUAAAGAGUUUACAAAAAAUGCACAUAUUCAUGAAAAUAACACAAAACAUAUCAUGUUGGGGGGAAAUGCUUUGUGGAAAUGUGUACAUUAGGAAACAUUGCUUACUAUUGUCUAUAUUGGGAGAAAAUCACACAAAAAUGCAGAUGAAUUCCCCUGAGGACCUUUAAAUGAGGAUUUCAAACUGAUGUGGAAAUGUGGAGAAGUGACUUUAAUAUUGGGAACAUGAGAAACUGAGAGAAACCAUAACCAACAGAUUCACCCAUCCCACACUGGGGGGCCUAAGAGCCUUAUGAUAAAUUGUUAGAAUUUGUCUUCUAGUUAGACAUUUUCUCCUUGCAUUCCUCAAGGCAGUAAUUGCAGGGAUCUAAUUACAUCCCUUUUUAAUUAACUUGCUUAUCUUAGUUUUGUUGUUUUGCAGACCUCUACAAAGGGGAAGUUUUCUCUUGCUGUUUUGAUGCUUAUAUGAGAAGACUUUUCCUGUAUACUUCAAGAAAAAUUGCAGGGCUUGAUCAUGACACAGAGGUUGAAAAUGCUGACAGCUAUUUGACCCCCUACACCCUCAUCUAAGCC